Molecule: messenger RNA, 425 nt
Organism: Racocetra persica
Lineage: Eukaryota; Fungi; Glomeromycota; Glomeromycetes; Diversisporales; Gigasporaceae
Source: the annotation of a GenBank genome assembly
AUGAAAGAACCCAAGAGAGAGAACUUGUUAGUGAAGAUAGAACAGUUGUAUUGAUGGAAGCACCACUGGCUGUAGUAAUACAAAUAAAUACUAUGAUGAAAGGUUUGUUGAAAUUGCUAAUAGAGACUAAGCCUUUCAGUAACAAUCUGAGCGAUAAAAAUGGUAAGAUCGAUAUAUGUAAAAUGGAUAAUAAUGCAAUGAAAGAGAAUGUGAAAGGAAAUGCGACUAUUAAUAAAAGUGAAAAGGGAGGAAUGUUUAAAGUAAAACAUAAUGAAUAUAUACCUAUGAGCAGCAAUAAAACAGCCCUGGACUAUAAUGAUAAGACAUAUUCCUCAAAAUACUUAUCAACAUCAUCCCAAGUUCUAAAAACUUGUCUAACAAAAGGUGGUGAUACACUUUUUUGUGAAGAGAAGAAACAAGUUUGA